GCUUCUUCAACAACUGCAGCCACCUCGUUAGCUCGCUAGGCAACAAACUCGGAACAUUCAAGUUCUUUAGACAAUUUCCUGGUUUAAUUGCCACUAUGGUUUAAACAUACUUAUGUGGAAACAACUAGCUACCCAAUUUAAUAGAAUAUUUACGUUCUAAGUCAACUAGCUGGCUGGUUAAGUUAGCACUAGUCUAGUCGCUAAUGCUAACAAGCUAUUAUCCUCGACCAUGAGCCUACUAAGCUAUUCUCCUCCUGAUAAAGAAGAGGCGAUCUACUGGACGGAGAAAGAAGUGAAAGAGGAGGAAGAAGAGGAGGAUGUUACAAUACAAAAUGAAGUAGAGGGUGAGGCUGCUACCGUGAAAGAAGAAGAGAAAGACGCCUUCGGAGUGGAGGAGGAUGUUACUGUGAAAGAAGAUGAAGACGUUUUUGGAAUGACGGAUGAAGAGGGGGAGAUUACUGUCACAUUAGAGGACGACGAAGAAGAGAAGUCUGGAGAUCUGAUUAAGACCAGUAAAUACAGAGAGAGACUGGACUAUCGUGGACAUUAUGAUGCUGACGAGGCAAAGCAGAGUCUCAAGACUCUGAAACACCAGCAGAGACCCACAGGAAAGAAAUCUCACCGCUGCUCUGACUGUGGGAAAGAUUGCAAAUCUUCAUCAGAACUUAAAAUACACCAGCGAGUACACACCGGAGAGAAACCUUACUGCUGCUCCAACUGCGGGAAACUUUUCUCAAGAUCAAAUUCACUAAAAGUACACCUGAGAAUUCACACUGGAGAGAAAUCUCACUGCUGCUCUGACUGUGGGAAACGUUGCAAAGAUUCAUCAGAACUUAAAAUACAUCAGCGAGUACACACAGGGGAGAAGCUUCACCACUGUUCAGAUUGUGGGAAAAGCUUUUCAACAUCAGACUUUGAAGCUCAACCUGAUAUCACACCAAAGAACACACACAGGAGAGAAAUCUUAUAG
This is a messenger RNA of Oncorhynchus keta (chum salmon), 970 nucleotides long. Its product is annotated as zinc finger protein with KRAB and SCAN domains 7-like. The record is from RefSeq and is a predicted model, not a curated record. Gene Ontology annotation, biological process: regulation of DNA-templated transcription. Bases 230 to 970 code for a protein of 246 amino acids. Gene Ontology annotation, molecular function: DNA-binding transcription factor activity, RNA polymerase II-specific; RNA polymerase II cis-regulatory region sequence-specific DNA binding. The transcript has 3 exons. Lineage: Eukaryota; Metazoa; Chordata; Actinopteri; Salmoniformes; Salmonidae.